UAUAGAUGAAUAUAGAUUCUAUAUAGAGACAUUUCCUUUUUACUUCUGGACAAAUGCAGCAAUGGUUGGGUUUCAAAUUAAGCUUCUGUUACUCUGCGUCAUGGGUGUUCUGUCAGUGUGUUUGAGCUCUCAGGCUGGUUUAACUGUAGAAGCAGAUCCUGGUGAUGAUGUCACUCUCUGCUGUCAGCACAGUCUGACUAGCUCAGGUUACCUGUUCUGGUUCAAGCAAACAAACGGUUCUGUGCCAGUUCUUGUUGCAUGCAAACAAUAUAAAUUAUUUGAUCCAUCAGUUUCUUGCUAUUUCUUUAAUGAAUAUGAGCAAAUGGUGAUGACAGUGGAAGGCAAGAACUCCUCUCUCAUAAUAACUGCAGCAAAUCACUCUGAUUCAGGACUCUAUUACUGCAGCUUCCUGCAGCACAACCACAUGAUCUUCAGCAACGCAACAUACUUGCAAGUGAAAGUUCAAAGUAGUUUCACUGGCAGAAAAAAAGUUGUAAAAAGCCAAAAAGUCAAACUCAGGAAAGAGGUGAAAAAAAGCCAAAACAAAGUUGGAAAACCAGACAAAGCCAGAGCAGGAAUAGCAACUGAGGCAGCAGAGUUCCUCCUUGUUAUUUCCAAUGUGGCACACGCUUGUUCCUACCUGAUGGUCCUUAUCUGUGCCCUGGAACUAAGAUACACCAACAAACUGAAUUACGCCUUUGAGAAGAUCUUCCUAGAGCUGGAGAAUGCUUCAGACCUGUUUCAGGAAACCCCAAUGCACCCUCUGAUGGAGACUCAUCAUCCAAUAACUCCUAAAGACCGAUGUCCUCAUGCUGAUUAA
Molecule: messenger RNA, 820 nt
Organism: Colossoma macropomum (tambaqui)
Lineage: Eukaryota; Metazoa; Chordata; Actinopteri; Characiformes; Serrasalmidae
Exons: 7
Coding region: 62-820 (252 amino acids)
Biological process (GO): response to bacterium
Source: RefSeq, a predicted model, not a curated record